Molecule: messenger RNA, 1230 nt
Organism: Musca vetustissima
Lineage: Eukaryota; Metazoa; Arthropoda; Insecta; Diptera; Muscidae
Product: hepatic sodium/bile acid cotransporter
Exons: 2
Coding region: 1-1230 (409 amino acids)
Cellular component (GO): membrane
Source: RefSeq, a predicted model, not a curated record
AUGGAAGCACUCGAUUUGUGGACAUCGAAUAGCAAUAGUUUGACUUUGGUGAUCUACGAUGUUGAACGGGGAACUGAAAAUCAGGACGCCUUUUUUGAAGUCCAUAUAGAACAUGAGAAAUUGGCCAAAGUGGAAGAAAAACAAAUCAAUUUGAAAGAUUUUCCCGAUUCUAAUAAAUGGCAAGGAGAAAUUACCGUUGAUGGUUUACAUUUUGGUUAUACGAAAUUAUAUGUGAAACUGGUUGAUCCUGUAACCAGUCGCACGGAACGAAGUAUACAAACUUUAGAGGUGAUUGUGAGACGCACGAAACGAGUAGCGGAUAAUACCCUCACCUAUACCGCAGCAGCAAUAGCAUUACUUAUGUUUAUUAAUUUGGGUACCGUGUUGGAUUUGAAACGUGUUGCAAGUAUUUUUAGUCGGCCAAUUGGACCAUUGGUGGGUUUUUGCUGUCGCUAUAUUAUAAUGCCUGGACUGGCCUUGGGUUUGGGUGCUCUCAUGUUCAAAGAUGAUAAGCGUCUGCAGUUGGCGGCAUUUUUUACUGCCAUCACACCGAGCGGUGGUAUUGCCAAUAUUUGUAACAUCUUCCUGAGGGGCAAUGUAAAUCUGUCCUUGGCCACAACCACAGUAAAUAGUAUUUUGGCCUUGGGUAUGUUACCACUGUGGGUAUAUCUUAUCGGACCGCUACUCUAUCCGGACCAAAAAUUUAAUUUACCCUUUAUCGAUUUGGCUGUGGGUUGUGUUGGUCUGUGCGUGGCCCUAAUUGUGGGGGUGAUGUUACGCCGUUGCAUACCCAAAACGACACGUUUUAUUUUCCGCUUUCUCAAACCCUUCUCCGUAGUGCUGAGUUUAUGUUUGGUAAUAUUGACCGUGGUUUUGAAUUAUUACAUAUUCGGGGAAAUAACAUUAUUGAUCUUCCUGCUGUCGUUGUGUCUACCACUACUCGGUUAUCUUUUAUCCUUUACACUAUCGAAAUUGUUAUGCCGCACAGCAACCGAUUCUAUGACCAUAGCCAUAGAAACGAGUGUGCUGAAUAUGACUCUACCCAUUGUAUUGCUGGAGUAUACCAUGAGUCAACCCAUGGCCGAUAUGCUGAUUGUUGUACCCAUCACCUCAGCUUUAGUUUCUUUGUGUUUGGUUUUAAUAUUUUAUAUUGUGCGACGAAUAUUCGGUUGGAAUCGCCCCGUGGAUCAAGAUUGUUUCGAUGAAAAGGCAUUCUUGGUGGAGAAGUGA